AGCUGAUCAGUUUUACAAACCAUGUCAAACCAUGUAAUACUGAAAACUGUCAUGUGAAACAUUUCGAAAAAUAUACAGAAUAAUGGAUUUCUUUUUAUUAAACAUAGGAAAAAAAUAGCAAAUAAUAAUUAUGGGUUUCUUUGAAGAUACGUUUGUUAUUCUUGUAACACAGGUUCUAUUCUUUUUAGGAGGAUGGGUUUUUUUCGUGAAAAAAUUGUUUCGCGAUUACGAAGUCCAUCACAGAUUGGUGCAAUUAAUUUUCUCGACUACUUUUUCAUUAUCCUGUACAAUGUUUGAAUUGAUUAUAUUUGAAAUUGUUGGUGUAUUAGAUUCUAGUUCUAGAUAUUUUCACUGGAAUGUUGGAUUGUACAUGCUUCUUUUUAUGGUGAUCGUAUUAAUACCAUUUUACAUUGCCUAUUUUAUUAUCAGCAACGUAAGAUUUGUAAAAUUAAACUUCAUACGACCGUUGACGAUGAUGGUCUAUCUAUUUUAUCUUUAUUUAUUUUGGAAAGUCGGCGAUCCUUUUCCCAUUUUGAGUCCAAAGAAAGGAGUGUUAUCCAUUGAACAAGGAGUGAGUCGAAUUGGAGUUAUUGGCGUAACUGUAAUGGCAUUAUUAUCAGGAUUUGGUGCUGUGAAUUAUCCGUAUUCUUCCAUGGCCUAUUUUAUGCGUCCAGUAUCAUAUGCCGACGUUCAAGCAAUCGAGAGGCGAUUUUUGCAAACUAUUGACAUGAUAAUUGCAAAAAAGAAAAGAAUUGCCUUAGCUAGAAAGGGACAAGUUGGGGACCAAACUGAGGGCCGUUCUCGACUUUGGGGAAUGUUGCCAUUAGGUGGCUUAACAGGAAAUCAAGAAAAUAUAAAACAACUUCAACAUGAAGUCACUGCCUCAGAGGAAUUGUCACGUCAACUAUUUUUGGAAGCUCACGAUAUUCAAAAUGCGAGAGAACGAUUAGAAUGGGCUGCGACAUGGCAGGGGAAAUAUUUUAAUUUUUUGGGUUACUUUUUCUCUAUUUAUUGUAUGUGGAAAAUAUUUAUUUCGAUAAUUAAUAUAGUUUUUGAUCGAGUGGGUAAAAAAGAUCCAGUGACAAGAGGAAUGGAAAUAGCGGUUCACUGGAUGGGUUUUAAUAUUGACGUCACCUUUUGGUCACAACAUAUCUCAUUUUAUCUCGUUGGAUGUAUUGUUGUCACUUCAAUCAGAGGAUUAUUAUUAACAUUAACAAAGUUUUUCUAUGCGAUCUCAAGUAGUAAGUCAUCGAAUAUUAUAGUUCUGAUUCUUGCUCAAAUAAUGGGAAUGUAUUUUGUAUCGUCAGUUCUUUUAAUGCGAAUGAAUAUGCCAGCCGAAUAUCGAAUAAUAAUAACGCAAGUCUUAGGUGAUCUUCAAUUCAAUUUUUACCAUCGAUGGUUCGAUGUCAUAUUUUUAGUGUCUGCCCUGUCAUCCAUAUUGUUUUUAUAUAUAGCUCACAAGCAAGCACCCACCGAACGUGCAUGAUUAAUAAUGAUAAAAAUCGUGCAUUUUCCCCCAAAUAAUGAAAUUUUGUUUCAAAACAAAUUUUUCUUUUUAAUCCUCCACACAUUCCACUCGUGAUUUUUUAUUUUUACAAAACAAUCUUAAAUGACACAAGUGAGAAAAAUCCUAACUUUUAUAAAAUAAAGGACAAUAUCAUGAAAAAGAAAUAUAUAUAUAUAGAUAGUUGAUAAUAUAAAUAAAUUUGUUUAAAUGGACAAAAGAAA
This is a messenger RNA of Leptopilina heterotoma, 1728 nucleotides long. RefSeq names its product Golgi pH regulator (gene GPHR). Gene Ontology annotation, molecular function: voltage-gated monoatomic anion channel activity. Lineage: Eukaryota; Metazoa; Arthropoda; Insecta; Hymenoptera; Figitidae. The transcript has 8 exons. Gene Ontology annotation, cellular component: Golgi cisterna membrane. Gene Ontology annotation, biological process: intracellular pH reduction. The record is from RefSeq and is a predicted model, not a curated record. Bases 131 to 1486 code for a protein of 451 amino acids.